AUGUUGGUUGGCUGCAAGGCCGGUAAUGCCUGCUCGCGCACAUAUUUGGUGCUCAGCGGCCUUGAAUGUGACAGUGCACCAAUCCAAGCCACAUUCGCCCGCCAAUGCAUGCAUGAACCGGUGGCUUCAUCCGACUCGCGGCCUCCAUCCCGCACUCCACCCCCGCUGACCUGGUCCGAUCCGACGCCGGCCAAUAUCAUCAGCGCGGCAAAAAAUAAUCGACAACAUCUCUUCAACACAGCCGCCAUCAUGCAAGCGUCCAACCGUCUCCGUACCGUCUUCGCCGACGGCAAGCAGGCCAUGGGCAUGUGGCAGAUGAUUCCCGGCGCCAACGUGUCGCGCAUCCUCGCGAGCUCCGGCGUGGACUGGAUCAUGGUGGACUGCGAGCACGGCAACAUGGAUGGUAAACAUUGA
Cordyceps militaris CM01 is the source of this 414-nucleotide messenger RNA. RefSeq names its product Pyruvate/Phosphoenolpyruvate kinase. The record is from RefSeq and is a predicted model, not a curated record. The transcript is spliced from 3 exons. Lineage: Eukaryota; Fungi; Ascomycota; Sordariomycetes; Hypocreales; Cordycipitaceae. Gene Ontology annotation, cellular component: cytoplasm. Bases 1 to 414 code for a protein of 137 amino acids. Gene Ontology annotation, molecular function: aldehyde-lyase activity.